Caenorhabditis sp. 36 PRJEB53466 is the source of this 1690-nucleotide messenger RNA. The record is from the annotation of a GenBank genome assembly. NCBI's taxonomy places the organism in Eukaryota, Metazoa, Nematoda, Chromadorea, Rhabditida, Rhabditidae.
AUGCGAUCGAUUCUCGUGAUUCUCCUGGCCGUCGUCGUCGUCGUCGUUCAGACGCAGUUUGUGAGUCACGUUUCGCCGUUUUACAACCAAAAGCACAUUGAAUUGAAAAAAAUAGUGAAAACUCUAGGCCGGCAGCACAACUCGGCGUCCUUCUCCCGGCUGGAUUCGGUCAAAAGUGACGAGGGUUCAGGAGUGGGCCGCGGGUUUCCGUCGAAAGGGUUCCACCUACAGUACCCCGAGGCCUAGUACCGUAACUCCAAAGCGUAGGCGUCUAGUUGACACGUCCACUGUAUCCACUGUAUCGCCACGUUUUUCGGAUAGACUCAGGAAUAGAUUCGGUUUGGCAACAAGUACAGUAGUCCCCAAAAUUAAGGGAAUUCAUGGGUCUUGGUUGGAUAGAAUGAAGUCUAGACUAGGAAUAGUUACUGGUGGUGGUGGUGGUGAUGACGUGGCAGAAGUUACCACUACAACACGCAAGUCUUUGCUGGAAAGAGCUAGAGAGAAGUUGGGUCUCACCACGACAAGUACAGUAACCCAGGGAACUACAGUAUCACUUGAAGUUACCACUACAACCCCUAACUCUUUGGUAGAUAAGGUUACAGUUACGCACUUUGACGGUGCCACAACUACAGUAACCCCUCCUGAACCGCCGGCACCGGGUUUUUUCUCGCGAGCCUUCGACAAACUCAAAUCCGUGCUGAACAUCGGUUCGACAGACCCGAACAAGCCGAAUCUAGUGAUAAAAUACGGGAAAAAGGCCGUCGAAAAGCUGGGGCCUAAAAUUUUGGAGAAAAUUAAAAAGGUCCGUUGAAAACUUUGUUUAUCUCAGCUCUCACAAGAGAUAUCAAAAAGUUGUCAACUAACGAAAUGUACAAAAUUUCCUAAUGAGCAAUUCGUUUGUUGACCACUUUUCGAUAUCUCCACCGGUUGUUGAGAUACACCGUUUUGAAACGUUUGCAGAACUUCCGUGGCUCAUCCAGUUUCUUCUCGACCGAUGAAGAGUUCCCGACUCAAUUGGGCAACUUUGAGGGUCGAACUCAAUCGGAAAUCCAGACGCUUCGCGAAAAAGUGGAGAGAUUGGAGAAAUUAGUGGAGGGGAUGCAGAAUGUUCUGCUGAAAGAGUGGAAUGUCACCGAGAGCGGAUCCAAGUAUCGAUUGUUUGAGGAACGCAAGAAUUGGGAUACUGCGGAGAGACACUGUCAAGGAUUCGGCGCUCAUUUGGCCAUCAUUGAUAAUGAGGCUAAGAAUAAUUUUGUUAAAAGUGAGUUAUUAGGUAGCUAAGUGUUGGCAAGUUGCGAAUACUGCUCAAAAACCAGAGCAUAACUCAAAAACAACAAGUUUUCAGAUAAAGUGAUCAAUUAGAAAGUUACUCAACACAAAAUUUGCAACAACUUUCCAGUUGAUCACUUACUCAAAUAGCUUCUGGUUCUCGAGAUAUAGGCGUUCAAAGAUGCGUGUCGCAAGAAUCGUACUUCCAGACCUGAUAAACGGCAGUGAGACGGCUGACUUUGCGUGGAUCGGCAUGAAGACGAAGACGACGACGCAGAGCUCAACAUUCACAAAUUUCGAUUCGGAGUCGCCGAUAGACGGAUGCGCAGUCAUCGAUUCCAAGGGUGUCUGGUCGAUCCGUUCGUGCGUUCAGCUCCGUCCGUUUAUUUGUCAGCUCGUGAGGACCAGUGUUGAUAUUUGA